Molecule: messenger RNA, 378 nt
Organism: Linum tenue
Lineage: Eukaryota; Viridiplantae; Streptophyta; Magnoliopsida; Malpighiales; Linaceae
Source: the annotation of a GenBank genome assembly
GAAGAACCAAAUCGCCGCCGGGUCCACGUGGGCUGCCGGUCGUCGGGUACCUCCCGUUCCUCCGCCGCAACGACCUCCACCGGCAGCUCACUUCCCUGGCUGAAACCCACGGCCCAAUCUACACAUUCCAGGGCCUCAACAGAUCCCUGGUCGUGGUCAGCUCCCCGGAUCUGCGAAAGAGGUCCUUCGGGUCAACGAGUCCAUCUUCUCGACCCGCCCGAUCCCGAUUGUGGGCCGGAUCUUAACCUACGGCGGCAUCGACCUCGCCAACCUGUCGUACGGCCCCGAUUGGGUCGGGCUGCGGAAGGUCAUUUUCUGGGAGUUUCUCAGCAGCGGGGCCCUGGACACGUGUCACGCGCUGGGCAGGGGAGCGGUUGA